Molecule: messenger RNA, 885 nt
Organism: Psylliodes chrysocephalus
Lineage: Eukaryota; Metazoa; Arthropoda; Insecta; Coleoptera; Chrysomelidae
Source: the annotation of a GenBank genome assembly
GAACAAAUAUCUUGUCAAUAAAGGUAAUAAAUAAUAAAAUGUUUGACAGAAAAUUUAAAAUAGUGAAAAUGAUUUGUUAUUUUUAGAUGUUUGAGGAAGGGAAUCAAAUCACAGUUGAAGAAGUUGAUAGAGUUCUAUCAGAAAUAGAAAGCAAAUACUCACCAGUAGAAUGUGGCCCUAUACACGAUAGCUUUGAAGAAAAUUUAGCCGUUUUAUCCAAAGAGUUUGACUCAGUUGGAGUAGAGCCAAUUGAUUUAAAGAAACCUAUUUCAAAAGUAUUCAAGCAAGUGGUAAGUAGUUCCCGUUCUUUAGUUCAAAUUCAUAGAAGAACUUUGUCACAAAUGAGAGAUGUUAAUAUCACUGUUCAAACUAAAAAUUCUAACAGCAACUACUUACGUAAAGUUGUAGAUGAUUGUAACACCAAAAUAAAUAUGUAUGAAGAUAAAACUGGGAUUUUACAAAAUAAGAUCUCAGUUCUCGAAGACAAAGUAACAGAACAUAAAAAAAAGGAAACUGAUAUGAAAAAUGAAAUAGAAAAAAUUAAAAGAUAUUGCAAUAUGAAAAAUGGUGAAUAUUCUAGACAUAUCAGACAAGUUUCUGAGGAAAACAAGCGUCUUAAAGAAUCUUUAGGAACUGACAUAAAUACUACUCACUCCAAAGAUGAAGUAUUACUUAAAAUUAUAGCGAAGUAUAAAGCAAAUGAAGAAAUUUACAAAGAAACCAUCCACAAGUUACAAGAAAAUAAUAGGCAACUUUUGGAAGAAGUAAUAGACUUGAAGAGCAAAAGGAAAUAUUAGACAGCAUAAGAAUCUUAAUUUUUGAUCCUGUUUUAACUUAUUUAAUAUUUUGUAUUCAUCUUUUAGACAAUAAAUUUUGUAUUUUUCU